Phymastichus coffea is the source of this 2668-nucleotide messenger RNA. RefSeq names its product nuclear transcription factor Y subunit alpha (gene Nf-YA). Gene Ontology annotation, molecular function: DNA-binding transcription factor activity, RNA polymerase II-specific; RNA polymerase II cis-regulatory region sequence-specific DNA binding. The record is from RefSeq and is a predicted model, not a curated record. The coding region runs from base 259 to 1164 and encodes 301 amino acids. Lineage: Eukaryota; Metazoa; Arthropoda; Insecta; Hymenoptera; Eulophidae. The transcript is spliced from 7 exons. Gene Ontology annotation, biological process: regulation of transcription by RNA polymerase II. Gene Ontology annotation, cellular component: CCAAT-binding factor complex.
CCACAAAUUAAUAUCAAACUCAAAGCCCGCCACUCUACUCGGCCACCAGCUAACUCGUGCACACACUGAUCCAACCACCUGGCACCCACGCACAACACACUCUUCACUUUGCGAUUUGACUACCUCUUUCAAUUUACCUACUACUGCGUGUAUGCUUCGUUCCACCGAAAACGCCACGACGCCUCUCGAACUCCACGCUACUUAGGCUUAUGCACACGUCCGUUGAUAUGGACAAAUUCUACAUGAGCAUAAGCCAAAAUGGACCAGCUUGGAGAUGGCCAAGCAGUUAUGGUUGGAGGAGCUGGUGGGACACUUCAGGUUGUUCAAAUGGGUCAAGGUGGUCAAGCAAUGAUGCUUCCACAGACCAUUCAAGUAGCAGCCCCCAACGGAGGAAUUCAAGUCGUUCCUGUCUCAAGUUUGGCUGGAGCUGGUCAGCAAAUAGUCAUUCAACAACCACAAACACCUCAAAUCAUUCAAACACCCGAUGGACAGACAUAUAUUUAUCAGCCAGUGCAACUUGAAGGACAAGUUCAACAACAAACUCAACCUACAGUCAUAAAUCUAAAUGGUAAUCUUAUGCAAAUUGCAAGUCCAACGACACAAACUGCGACUACAGCGUCGAGUCCAGUUCAACAGAUAACUGCACCAGCAGCCGCAGCAACACAGGCAGGAAACAUUGUCAUGAUGGUUCCUGGUAAUAGUGGACAACCAGCAUUCCAGCGAGUUGCUCUACCUAAUGCAGAGUUUCUUGAAGAAGAGCCACUCUAUGUAAACGCCAAGCAAUACAGACGUAUUUUAAAAAGACGACAAGCAAGAGCGAAACUGGAGGCUGAAGGAAAAAUUCCGAAAGAAAGACCUAAAUAUCUCCACGAAUCACGUCAUCGACAUGCCAUGAAUAGAAUUCGAGGGGAAGGAGGACGUUUUCAUUCUGGUCAAGUAAAAAAGAGAUCUGUUCGCAGGAGUAAAGCAAAUAAUGGAGUUAUGGCUCAGCAUAUAGCUGCUGCAACUGGUAACAAUACUAUCCGAACUAUCACGAUACCUGCAUCGAGUACGGGAUUGCAACACAAUGCUGAUAAUAUGACAUCUACAAUAAUCAUUGAAAAUGGGAGUGCAGGUGAAUUACCAGAUAUCAUCAGUGAUGGGACUUUAGUUGAUAUUAAGUAAUACUAAGUGAAAUUAAAGUACUAAGAUUUUUCACAAUAAGUUUGUAUGCAAGGCUUCUGAAUAUUUACCAAGGAGUCUGUGAUCAAUUUGAAAGUUUGAGAGAGAUUAGUUUUAUUACCACAAAAAACAAAAUGUUAGUUAUAUCGAGAAUGUAAAUAUUCAUUCAAAAGCGCAAGGCGCUUUUCUCUUGCUGACAUUGAUGGUAUCAAUUCUAGUUAGAAACGUUAAAAAAAACUAGCUAUAAAAUAACUUUUGCGAACUUUAUUACAGGCCAGAAUAGUUCAAUAGAAGUCAUUAAAGAAUAGUUUUGUUCUAUAAAUUUGAUGCCAGAUUAUAGCAAAUUAUAUAUGUUUUUUAUACAUUUCCAAAUUCACUAAGCAAUAUAUUAUAUCGAAAAGUAACUUAUUAAUUGUUUUUGCAUCGUAAAUAAGUUUUAGUUUGGAUUUUGUAGUUAAUUUGUGUAUUUUUUUAUAGAACAAAAAAUCGACCGUAUCACAGAUGAAUGAAUGAGUGACUAAUGUAUAGUUUUUUUAAUGUUUGGCGCAUAGCUACUUUAUAUGUAAAAAUUUCAGUUCUUAGGUCAAAAUCAAAUAAUGAAGAAUGUAAGUACAAUUAUUACAAGCCAAUGUUAGGCAAAUUAAAACUUCUAUUAACAUUGCCAUGUAGAAAAGAAUAGGUUUCGAAUCUGUUUUUGUAUUUAUCUAAUAAUACAUCCGUUCUAGUGCUCAAAGAGUCAGAUUAAAUAGAAGAUGUGUCAUAACAAUAAGAUUUUUACUGUAGUUUGUCUAAUGAAAAUAGCUUAUUGAUUUCUUUUAUAAUUUACGUUAUUCAAUAAAUUGUGACUCUUUGCCACUUAUGUAAAUAAACGAGCGUGUAUGAUUUUACGAAUGAUUGAUUUUGAGAACGAGAAUGAGCAAAUAUAAUUAUAUAAAAUCUUAGAGAAUCGAAGUGUUGAAGCUAACAAAUCUUGGUUAAAAAAAUUUUAUAAAACAAUUUACAUGAUAUGAAUUAUUAGUUAGUCAAGUAAUUACUGUACAUUUACAACACAAAUCUAAAAAGUCAUUAUAUUGUAAUCGAUUUUUAAUCCCUAUUAAAGAAUUUACAAUAUUAUGUGUCUUUUCGACGCAAUCAUUAAGAUGAACGAGCAGUUAUUUUGAACUAUCAGGAUUUUUUAUGUUCCUCGGGUGGUUCUAUGGGGAUCGCUGGUCCGUGAAAUUGUUUUUUUUCAUGAUUCGGUGACCUGCGCGACCAAUAAUCUCUUGGUACUCGCUGUCUCCGGUUCUUAAAUUCAAACACAGUACAAAUUUCAUAACAAUUUCAAAAAGUGAUACGUUCUUAGCGAUUUAAAUUCAAUUUUAAUGUAUACCUUACACGGAGAAUUUCACGUUCUUUCUCAUUGACACCUAGAUUAUUCGAUGGACCAUUGUACUUGCGUGAUACCAAGUUACCAGUACAAAAUUGACGUGGAUCUCGAUAAGAUUUUUUCUGUAUUGUCUCCGGUAUC